This is a messenger RNA of Candidula unifasciata, 374 nucleotides long. NCBI's taxonomy places the organism in Eukaryota, Metazoa, Mollusca, Gastropoda, Stylommatophora, Geomitridae. The record is from the annotation of a GenBank genome assembly.
AAACAUUGCAUCCGAGCCCCAGACUGACGGUCAACUGUAGUAGUCACCCUAGGCUCUCUGAUGCAAAUGCUGAACUCAUAACACUAUUGAGCAAACAGCUUUCCAAGCAGCACAUGAUGGAUGCAGUGCCGUCACUGGCUCUGACACCUCGAGGCACCGGAGCUGGCUAUGGUGUUGGGAUGGAUUUGGAUGCUAUGUUAACUGAUGCUCAAGAUAAUGCAGGUGUUCGAGCGGAGCAGAGCCCACUGUCGUCAUCACUUCUGGCAGACUGGUUGGACAUCAGUGAAAAUAUCAGCCAGGCUGACCUGGAGGCAUUGGAACGAGAGCUGGCCCUGCAGAGUCCCAUGCAUGUCAGUUACGAUGGCAGCAUGUAA